CGGCGGCGCCGUUGUCACGUGACGCGGGGUGGCGGCGCGGCGGGCGGCCCUGCUCGCUCCUCCCCGCCGCCCCCCCCCCCCCCCCCCCCACCGGCGGCGCGGGAGGAGCGGCGCGAGCUCUAUGCUGCAGGGGCGGCUGUCCCGGCCCCGUUAUGGCCCCGGCGGUCUGCGGGAUGCUCCUGGGGCUGGCCUUGUACACCGGCAGCCUGCGUGUGGUGAGCGGCGCCGCUUUCCUCUACCACGACUACUGCAUCAUCGGGGCCGGCCCCUCGGGUUUGCAGGCGGCCUAUUUCCUCCAGCAAGCCAGCCGGGAUUACGUCGUCUUCGAGCGGAGCCACGCUCCUGGCAGCUUUUUCGCCCUCUACCCUCGCCACCGCAAGCUCAUCAGCAUCAACAAGCGGUACACGGGCAAAUCCAACAGCGAGUUCAACCUCCGCCACGACUGGAACUCGCUCCUCAGCCACGACCGCCGGCUGCUUUUCCGACGCUACUCCCGCGACUUCUUCCCCGACGCUGACGCGAUGGUGCGUUACCUGGAGGAUUUUGCCGCCCUGCUGAAGCUGCGGGUUCAGUACAACACGGCCAUCGUCCACGUGACGCUGGAGAGGAACACGCAGGCCUGGAACGGCCACUACUUCCUCCUGACCGACCAGGACAGGCAGAACUACAAGUGCAGCUCUUUGUUGGUCGCCACUGGGACAUGGGUCCCCAACGUGGUAAACUUUCCUGGUUCAGAAUAUGUUGAGGGUUACGAGACCGUGUCCAUCAGCCCGGAGGAUUUUGCUGGCCAAACCGUGUUGAUCUUGGGCCGAGGGAACUCGGCCUUUGAGACGGCGGAGAACAUUCUGGGCGUCACGAAUUUCAUCCACAUGGUGAGCCGGUCCCGUGUGCGCCUCUCGUGGGCUACCCACUACGUCGGGGAUCUGAGAGCAAUUAACAACGGCCUGCUGGACACCUACCAGCUGAAAUCUCUGGAUGGGCUUCUGGAGGGUGACCUGGAAGAUCUGGCUAUCAUCAAGGACAAGAAAGGGAAGCUGCACAUCACGCUCCGGUUCUACCUGGAGAACAGGAACACCAGUGCAGGCAUCGACUCCAUCACCCUCCCGCAGGACGAACUGGAUAAUUUUGCCACCCGCGCACCUUACGACCGUGUCAUCCGCUGCCUGGGCUGGAAGUUUGACUUCUCUAUCUAUAACAGAUCCCUUAGAAUGAUGCCAGGAAAAGGGAAUAAAAAGAAGUAUCCUCAGAUCAAACCCAGCUAUGAGUCCAGGGGCACUCGAGGGCUCUUUGUUCUUGGCACUGCUAGCCAUUCUGUUGACUUCAGGAAAUCUGCUGGGGGCUUCAUCCAUGGAUUCCGGUAUACAACUCGCGCAGUCCACCGCCUAUUGGAAAACCGUCACCAUGGUGUUCCCUGGCCAUCCACAGUCUACCCUAUUACACAGCUGACCAAUUCCAUCAUCAAGCGGGUGAACGAGGCCUCGGGCCUCUACCAGAUGUUCAGUGUCCUGGCUGACAUCAUACUGCUGAGAGAGAAUGCCACAGCAUUUGAAUACCUGGAAGAGUACCCGGUUGGAGUCCUGGCCGAGCUGGAAAUGCAGACAGGAAGAAAGGCUCCCAAUGGGCUGUUUGUCAUCAUCAUGGAGUAUGGGAGGAAUUUCUCUGGGGCUGACAAGGAUGUCUUCUACUACAACCGAGCCGUGGGAGAGGCACAGCAUGCCUGGCAGUCCAAUUUUUUGCACCCUGUUAUUUAUUAUUACAAACGCCUCCCAACAGAGCGCGAGAUGAGACUUCGGCCCCCAGAUUGGCCUCUCCCCCGCCCAGAUGCCGUCCAUCACAUUGUGGAGGACUUUCUGACAGACUGGACGGCCCCGAACGCUCACAUCCUGCCACUGAGGCGGUUUUUGGAGAACUGCCUCAGCACUGACCUGCGCAAUUUCUUUGCAGAAUCCUGUUUCCUCUUUGCCUUCACUCGUCAGAAGCUGCCUCCCUUCUGUCGGCAGGGGUACGUGAGAAUGCAAGGGCUCAUGGGGAGCGAGGGGCUCCGCCGCCACGCGGUAGAUGCCGGCCUGCUGGAGGAUUACACUCCCACAGACUAUUCGGGCGACAGCCCUCCUGACAGCCACGAAGGGUCGCAGGACCAGCUGCUGAGAGAUCACGCGAUACCGGUUCGUCCGCUGCAGCAUCUUGUCAACACCAAGGACGAGCUUUAACCUUUCUCGCUCCACACUGAAACCCAUAGGUGCUGUUGUGACAAUAUUGUAAUGGAGAUCCACGGCAGGAUUCUACCCUUUCCCGUGCACCUUUUCCAUCCCCACGCCUUCCACCGACCGCGAGUUGCCAAAGACCUGCUCGGAUCUUGCUGUUACAAAGAGGACCAACGUGCUCUGAAGAAUAAGCGAGGGGCCAAAAUCAGUGACGCUGAGGCUCCCAUGUUGUCCUUGCAGGGUUCAGAGUUGCCUGAAGAUGGUGUUUGUGUUUAUCUCACAGACCAAUAUCUGCAGCGACGUCCAGGGGUCACACGAGAGAGUGCAGGAACCCCUGGGUAACUGAAAAUGUCACGUCCCUCUUCGGAGGUGACCCGCUCGCGCCCUGCGGCAGCCCGGUGCAGGCUCUCUGCUCCCUGGAUGCCGUAUGCUGCGUAUACUUGAAGAUUGUUUGUGCGCUGAAUCCCGAAGCGGUACUCCAGGCAAACUUCCUGGUAUUUUUCCUGCAUUUGAGUUAGGGCAGCUGUGCAGCUUGAGUGGAGAGGGGUGUUUUUUAGUUAUUGUAUAGGUUGGAUAAUUUGUCAUUUCCCAGAGAGCACUACAAGGGACCCUUCCCUCCAUGAAGGAGGAGUUGCUUGCCUGGAAUGCCUGGGACACAGAGAAUUACGCUGAGUUCGGCUCCGCUGUCCUCACGUUUUUCUUCUCCCGCACCAAGCAGCCUGAAAGGUUAGCCCCUGUCUUUUAUAAAGCAUGACCAAUAUUUCUCCUAUUUGCACUAUGUCCCGUCAAGAAAGUUUCAGGUGGACUUUGA
Molecule: messenger RNA, 3015 nt
Organism: Aquila chrysaetos chrysaetos
Lineage: Eukaryota; Metazoa; Chordata; Aves; Accipitriformes; Accipitridae
Gene: FOXRED2
Product: FAD dependent oxidoreductase domain containing 2
Exons: 9
Coding region: 153-2210 (685 amino acids)
Molecular function (GO): monooxygenase activity; flavin adenine dinucleotide binding
Source: RefSeq, a predicted model, not a curated record